GAGGCAGGAGGGGAGGGGGCUCUCUCAGUCUCCCCUAGGAACCCCUCAGAGGCUCCAGGGUGUUGCAGCAGAGCAUCUUAAGGACAUCUUUGGCCUGAGAGGAGGAAUAACUUUGAUUCAACCUGUGCCUUCAUUGGAGAAAACAAAACACAAAACAUAGAUGGAUAAACCAGAUUCAUCUGGUCCUGAUGGCCUCAGUGCAGAGAGCAGUGGAGGAGUCUGGGAGAGGACAGUCCAGAGGACACGGAGUGAGGAACUUACCAGCUCAGACACACAAUGCCAGCGCUUCAGGCAGCUGUCCUACAAGGAGGGCAAGGGGCCCCGGGAGGUUUGCAGCCAACUCUACCAUCUCUGCCAUCAGUGGCUGAAGCCAGACCAACAUACAAAAAAUGAGAUCCUGGACCUGGUGAUCUUGGAGCAGUUCCUGACCAUUUUGCCCUCGGAGGUGGAGAACUGGGUCAGGGAAUGUGGGGCAGAGACCUGUUCCCAGGCGGUGGCUCUGGCAGAGGGUUUCCUCUUGAGUCGGGCAGAGGCAGAGAAGAAGCAGAAAGAGCAGCAGGUGAGAGCAUUUCCUCCUGGUGUAAAGGUCAAGAAUCUCUUGGUAGAAGUUAAGCCUGAAUUUCCUGUGGAUGAGAAAGCUCCAUUGCAUCCCAGGCAGAGUCCCCAAUGGAGGGUGAUCAAGGAGGAGUUUGAUGGAGGAGCCUCAUUACAAGAAGCUGGAAUGAUGCCAUCAACAAGGACUCGGUUGUCUCUUCCUCUUUGCAAUGGACCAGAAUCAGAUCAGGUGACUUUUGAGGAUUUCACAGAGUAUUCUGUGUAUUUCACAGAGUUGGAAUGGAACCUGCUGGAUGAGAACCAAAGAUCAUUGUACAUGGAGGUCAUGAUGGAAAACUACGAGAAUAUGUCUGCCUUAGGAGAUUACGGGAAGAAGAUGAAUGUAUGCACUGAUUUGCAUCUUAUGAGCUGCAUACCAAGGCAAGCAUACAGGUGGCAAGACCAAAGGAAAUGCUUUGUUUAUGAUUCACACCUUCUGAUCACCACAAGACCCCAAACAAGAAAGAAACCAUACAAAUGCCAGGAGUGUGAGAAAAGUUUUGCUUACCGUUCAAAACUUGCAAUUCAUCAUACAGUCCAUACAGGAGAGAAACCAUACAAAUGCCAGCAGUGUGGAAAAUGUUUUACUCAGAAGUCAGACGUUACUAAGCAUCAAAGACUCCACACUGGAGAGAAACCACACAAAUGUCAGCACUGUGGAAAAUGUUUUGCUCAGAAGUCAGUUCUUUUGACGCAUCAAAGAGCUCACACAGGAGAGAAGCCACACAGAUGCCAGCAGUGUGGGAAAUGUUUUGCUUUCCUUUCAGGCCUUUUGAAGCAUCAGAGAGUCCACACAGGAGACAAACCAUACAGUUGCCAGCAAUGCGGGAGAUGUUUUUCUGCCAAGUCUACCCUUAUGACUCACGAGAGAAUCCACACAGGUGAGAAACCAUACAAAUGCCAGCAGUGUGGGAAAUGUUUUACUCAGAAGUCAGACCUUUCAAAGCAUCAAAGAGUCCACACUGGAGAGAAACCAUACAAAUGUCAGCACUGUGGGAACUGUUUUGCUCACAAGUCAGUCCUUUUGACCCAUCAAAGAGCCCACACAGGAGAGAAGCCAUACACAUGCCACCAGUGUGGGAAAUGUUUUACACAGAAGUCACAUGUUGUAUCCCAUUGGAGAGUCCACACAGAAGAGAAACCGUACAAAUGCCAGCAGUGUGGAAAAUGUUUUUCUCAGAAGUCAUACCUUCAGGGUCACCUGAGAGGCCACAAAGGAGUGAAACCAUACAAAUGCCAGUGGUGUGAAAAAUGUUUUGUUUUCAGCUCAAACCUAUCAAAGCAUCAAAGAGUCCACAAUGGAAAGAAACCAUACAAAUGCCAGCAGUGUGGAAAAUGUUUUGCUGUCAUGUCAAUCCUUUUGAGGCAUCAGAGAGUCCACACAGGAGAGAAACCAUAUAAAUGCCAGCAGUGUGGGUAUGGUUUUGCGUACAAGUCAGCUGUUGCGAGGCACCAGGCAGUCCACACAGGAGAGAAACCAUACAAAUGCCAGCACUGUGGGAAAUGCUUUUCUCGGAAUUCACACCUUUCAAGUCAUCAGAGAGUCCACACUAGAGAGAAAACAUCCUAAGGCCAGUGGUAUGGGAAAUGUUUUCUUUGUGAAAGAAACCAUCAUACAUUUAAAUUGUGUCUUGUGACACUUUAUUAUGAUCUAAUUUGCUGAUAUUUCUGCUUCAAAGCUUGUAAAUUUAAUGCAUCUUACAUUUCGGCUUUUAGCUGCCACUGAAGGGGGUGUGUCAGGUUCCUUACCGCUCACUGGGUGAGAUGUUCUUGUUUUUGUUAUUUUUCUGCAGGAAUCAUAGAAUUAUAGAGUUGGAAGUGACUACAAGGGCUAUCCAGUCCAACCCCCCUGCCAUGCAGGAAAUCACAAUCAAAACAU
Molecule: messenger RNA, 2473 nt
Organism: Sceloporus undulatus (fence lizard)
Lineage: Eukaryota; Metazoa; Chordata; Lepidosauria; Squamata; Phrynosomatidae
Product: zinc finger protein 883-like
Exons: 6
Coding region: 161-2164 (667 amino acids)
Biological process (GO): negative regulation of transcription by RNA polymerase II
Molecular function (GO): DNA-binding transcription repressor activity, RNA polymerase II-specific
Source: RefSeq, a predicted model, not a curated record